AUGCAGAAUCUCCAGGAACAGCUGCAGGCUCAAUUCUGCCAGCAGCAGCAGCAGCAGCAAAACCAACAGCAGCAACAGCAAAACCAACAGCAAACCCAUGGAGGCAAUCAAGGGUUCAUGGGCUUCCCUGGGAUCCCAGCGGAUCCGCAGCAAGCAGCGGCUCAUUUUGGUGCACCUAAUAACCAGAACCAACAGCAGUGGCAACUCAACCUGGGUGGCGACCAAGGUAAUGCGCAGAACAACAACGCUGACUGGGCCAUGAUGCAAUUGCUACAAACACAACAAUUGCAACCUGGACAGGCACAAAUACCCGUACAGCAAUUGCAGCAACCUCAGGCGCAUCUACAGCAACAAGCACCGGCAUUCCAGCAUCAGCUCAACCAGCUUCAACAACAGCAACAACAGCCAGUGCAGCAGCAACAGCCAACAUUUGUGGUCCAGCAGCAACCCCCUCCUCUGAUCCAAGCUCCACCUGCCAAUGGUCAACCACAGCAACAGCAGCCACCGCAGCAAUUGCACCAGCAGCUACAAAUCAAUCAACAGCUGCAACAGCAAGUGCAGCAGAUCAUGCAGCAAAAUGCAGUAGCCGUGCCACCACCCAUGGGUGACCCAACAAACAACAACACUCCCGAGAUGGAUGCGGUGGCAGCAGCGACCGCAUUUGUAGUACAGCAGCAGCUGCAGGGUCAAAAGCAACAACGACACAUCAUGACGGGUCAGGAAGAGGAGGGUGACGACGACGAUGAUGACGAGGAGGAUGACGACGAUUUGCCUCCUCCACCACCUCGCAAACGCACCAAGACAACAAAUAACACUAAUGAUCCUGAUGGUCACAUGGGGGAUGUUCUGGGAGAGGAGGGGGAUGACGAUGACGACGAACCCACAGAACCCAAAAAGCUCAGUCGUCGUCAAAGACCUCCCAAAACAAACAUUACUCGCACCAGGUACUCCAAUGACUUCAAGAUGAGGGUCGUCAGUGAACUGGAAGAGAACACUUAUGGGACCAUUACCGAUAUCUCCAAGCACUAUGGUGUUGCGGAACAAACCCUCCGUGACUGGAUGAAAAACAAGGAAAAGAUUGUAGACGCCGUGCAACGAAGAGGCAGCAUGAAGGCCAAUCCGGUCAAUCAUCUACGUCACGUGACUCAGGCUCUGCUCGCAUUCAUGGAUUCACACUAUGCUCAAACGGAUCAACCCAUCACAGCUAGAAUGAUUGCCGCCAAGGGGAACGAGAUCAAACAUCAACUCUUGGAAGAGGAUGCCAGGCAACCCUUCCUUACAGACGGUGAACGGAGAAUGACCAACAAGUUCAGUGCCUCUCUGUCGUGGGGGAAGAAGUGGGUGCGCCAGUAUGCCAGGUGCAAAACUACUCAAGUUCCUCAGGAUCUGGAGGAACUAUCCAAAGAAGAAUUGGUCCGACUGUUGCGGUCUGUGGCAUCGGAACGAGAACAGCAACAUCUCGGACAGAACGUUCUUAUGCCGGGAGAACCCAAGGCCCCUGGUGAUCCGCCAGCCAACAACAACAAUGCCUUGGCAAUGCCGGGCGGCAUGGGUGGAGGAAACACAACAGGUGGUGGUGGCGUCGAUCUCAAUGCCUUGCUAAAUGGAACUCCUCCCAAACCCAUCUAUGUCAAGGCCAGUACGUUGCUGCCAUUGAUACCGGCGCCUCCAAGGGUCAAGGUAAACACGACCUACAAAGUGGAUCAAGCAAAGUCACGAAUCUGUGAGACACUGACGGCGUUGAUUAAGAAGAAGCCUCACAAUUGGAAGGGUCGUCCAACCACGGAAAUGACCGAAGAAGUGCCAACUCUCGAGGCUGCCCGAGAACUCAUGAAGGGAUAUCCAGAAGUCAACAAAACUGCAAGGUCUUAUCGAUGGCAAUUGACGGGGGCACAAGUCAUUGAAUGGCUUGGCUGUCCGAAGUAUGUGCAUCCUGUGAAUUUCCAAGGCAAGGUGGUCUGUACCAUUGGCCAAACGGCCUCGGUGUACGCGUUUGCUGGAUUCGACUCCAUGCUGGCAAAGUACGAACAGGGUACGGCCACUCUUACACUGAAGGUCAAGACCUACACUGCAGGGACAGGGAAUAUUCCAGGAUCCGACGAUCCUGUGUUCAUGUGCGACCACUAA
This is a messenger RNA of Seminavis robusta, 2127 nucleotides long. NCBI's taxonomy places the organism in Eukaryota, Bacillariophyta, Bacillariophyceae, Naviculales, Naviculaceae. The record is from the annotation of a GenBank genome assembly.